Messenger RNA from Cladophialophora yegresii CBS 114405, 711 nucleotides. RefSeq lists its product as uncharacterized. The transcript has 2 exons. Gene Ontology annotation, molecular function: protein binding. Lineage: Eukaryota; Fungi; Ascomycota; Eurotiomycetes; Chaetothyriales; Herpotrichiellaceae. The coding region runs from base 1 to 711 and encodes 236 amino acids. The record is from RefSeq and is a predicted model, not a curated record.
AUGCCGGAGAAGCGCAAGGCGGAUGAGAUCGACAUGCCAGAAGCGCAGCCACAGAACAAGAUUAUUGAGGUGGUCCCCAACGCGGACGUGACGUUCAAAGUCGGCACUGGAAAAGAUGCCGUCGAGGUCAAGGUGUCAGGAAUGGUCAUGGGUCUGGCGUCGCCGGUCCUGUCCAGGAUGUUGUUCGGCCAAUUCGUGGAGGCGCAGACGAAGACUGUCAGCCUGCCAGAAGAAGACCCCGAAGCCUUUCUGCAAUUCUGCAACAUCGUCCAUCAUCGACCAGUGAGACUCUACGACCUCACUAGCCGGCAACUGCUAGCAUUGGCCGUGUUGAGCGAUAUGUGGCACAGUCUGGACGUGGUGGGUCCGUGGCUGGACCUGAGGACGCGCGCUGUUCGUGACUCUAUGCACGGGCAGAGGGUCGUCAAUGCCCAGACAAUGAUCGAGUAUCAGUUGAUCGUACCUGACCUAGGUCCCCUUCCACAGACAGAAAGGUUCUGUAUCCGGGACCUGAUCGAGAUCUGCGCAAUUCUUUCCCUUGCGAACGACUUUCGGGCCGCUACUAGGCAUUACCUGGCUGUCUGUUCCCGCGACUCCACAAUGGUCACCAGAAGCGGCAUGACGAUUCCAAGCGUGGUGAACCCCUAUGGGGAAACCGUGUACGGCAAGUGCUUGACCGUUAGUAGUUUGCUUGAUGAGGCCGAUGGCUGA